Ruditapes philippinarum (Manila clam) is the source of this 930-nucleotide messenger RNA. RefSeq lists its product as uncharacterized. The transcript has 5 exons. Gene Ontology annotation, molecular function: protein dimerization activity. NCBI's taxonomy places the organism in Eukaryota, Metazoa, Mollusca, Bivalvia, Venerida, Veneridae. The record is from RefSeq and is a predicted model, not a curated record. Bases 284 to 745 code for a protein of 153 amino acids.
AAGCCCUGCUUACACACGAGUAGAGUCAGCAAAAAUAACUCUUGCACAGCUUAUAGACAAAUUCUGUGUAUGGAGAGAAAGAGGUGGCGGUUCUCUACAAUCACUUCGGCCCAGUUGUAUUUCCUGAUGUCACAGACACUAUUGCUUUGGAUGAUGUAACAGAUGAAUGGACAACAUUAAGAACACUUGUUUAUAAGAAGUAUCCACACCUGAAGGAGUGUUAAAGUGGGAACAUAUAAUCUGUGACUUAUCAGACCAAAAUCUUCAAAACAUCUUUAAAUUGAUGGAAGUUGUACUGGCUCUUCCACCUACAUCAGUCAAGUGUGAAACAGCAUUCUCCGCCAUGAAACUUCUUAAAACAAAACGAAGAGGUCGACUUGGUAACAGACGGCUUAAUGACCUCAUGGCUAUCAAGAUUAUGUCACCAAGCAUAGAAGAGUUUGAUCCUGAACCAGCUAUUGCUGACUGGCUGAUGUCUACACCAUCUGGACAAAAGAGACGAAUUGGGGAGAGAACUGUUAAGACCAGCACAUCAAGUACAGUCACUAUAUCAUCUGAUUCUGAGGAUGAAGUAAUGGAAGAAGCAUCAGUUAGUGGAAUACAGACAACUUUGAACAUACCUGCUAGGUUGUCUAAGAAGGAUCUUGAGUGUUGUGACGAUAGUGACUCAGAUAGCGACGAUGAGGACACAGACAUGACAGAAGAUCUUGUUUUUUCCAUGUUAAACACAUACUUACGUGAAUAAAUGAGACAAAGAGUUACAUUUUUGAUUUUCUGUUGUUUAAUGGUCCAUAAAACAUGCAAAUUGCUAUUUCUAUGCAAAAAGUACUAUAUUGUUUCGGGCUAGUUAAAUUUGGUUUGGGCUAGUUAAAAUUGUAAGCUGCUAGCCCGAUUGGGCUAGUGCUGAAAAAAAAUUAAGGCGAAGACUGG